Molecule: messenger RNA, 754 nt
Organism: Oryzias melastigma (Indian medaka)
Lineage: Eukaryota; Metazoa; Chordata; Actinopteri; Beloniformes; Adrianichthyidae
Gene: cav1
Product: caveolin 1
Biological process (GO): negative regulation of protein tyrosine kinase activity; negative regulation of endothelial cell proliferation; caveola assembly
Cellular component (GO): Golgi apparatus; perinuclear region of cytoplasm; caveola
Molecular function (GO): transmembrane transporter binding; molecular adaptor activity; protein kinase binding
Source: RefSeq, a predicted model, not a curated record
CGCUCAGACUUUCCGCAGUUCUGUCUUCACACGGUGCCAGGACAGCUCAGGAUGGAUUUCAUCAUCAGGCGCGCGGUAGUCCGCGCUCACGCCUCCCACUUCGCUUCCCAUAGAGCGAUCUGUGUUUGAACGGAGGAACCCAUUUGCUCCUGUGGACAGAAUGACAGGCGAGCGGAGGGACGGAGACGCUGACGAGGAGUUUCUGCAUUCGCCCUUCAUCCGAAAGCAGGGGAACAUAUACAAGCCAAACAACAAGGACAUGGACAACGACAGCGUAAACGAGAAGACGAUGGAUGAUGUCCACACCAAGGAGAUAGAUCUAGUCAACCGGGACCCCAAACAAAUCAACGACGACGUUGUUAAGGUGGAUUUCGAGGACAUCAUCGCAGAGCCAUCAGGAACCUAUAGUUUCGAUGGCGUGUGGAAAGCCAGCUUCACCACCUUCACCGUCACCAAGUACUGGUGCUACCGGCUGCUGACGGCUGUGGUCGGCAUCCCCCUGGCGCUGAUCUGGGGGAUCUUCUUCGCCAUCCUGUCCUUCUUGCACAUCUGGGCCGUGGUGCCGUGCGUCAAGAGCUACCUGAUCGAGAUCCACUGUAUCAGCCGCGUGUACUCCAUCUGCGUGCACACCUUCUGCGACCCGCUGUUCGAGGCCAUGGGCAGGUGCCUCAGCAGCAUCCGGAUCCGCACCACCAAGGAGGUGUAGCCUCGCCAAACGGGUGGAGGAGGAAAAAGGCCCGCGGUUGAGGGGGGG